Juglans regia (Persian walnut) is the source of this 1134-nucleotide messenger RNA. Its product is annotated as dnaJ homolog subfamily B member 7-like. The record is from RefSeq and is a predicted model, not a curated record. Bases 283 to 819 code for a protein of 178 amino acids. Lineage: Eukaryota; Viridiplantae; Streptophyta; Magnoliopsida; Fagales; Juglandaceae. The transcript has 5 exons.
GAACCUUCCCGAUAAUCAUCACCUUCAGAUUUAUUUUGCCAAGUAACCAUCACCUUCAGAAUUCAUGAAGAAAAAUCACGAUCGCCUUUGCCUUGUUGCCUAUAAAGCGACCCGCUUUCACUUUCGUCAAGAAUCAUUGUCCUUACGAGUUCUAACUCUCCCGAUCGAGUCCGCUGGCACUUCAUAGGCUUCCCUUUGAAUUGAGUACUCAUACAAGACAGUGUUCAGCUUCUGGGUAUUGGGUUUUUUCGAGGUUCUGAGAUUGGUGGGGUUGUGACGGAGAUGCAGAUGGAGGCUGACAAAGAGCCGCUAUCUUAUUACGGUGUUCUUGGUGUUGGUAUGAACUCGUCUGCUGAAGAAUUAAGGCGUGCUUAUCGCAAGCUUGCUAUGCAAUGGCAUCCAGAUAGAUGGACUAAAACCCCUUCUUUGUUGGGCCAAGCUAAACGAAAAUUCCAGCAAAUUCAAGAAGCCUAUUCAGUGCUGUCAGACCAGAGGAAGAGGACGCUGUACGAUGCAGGGUUAUAUGACACCGAUGAUGAACAAGAUGAGGGCUUUUCUGAUUUUCUCCAAGAAAUGGUUUCUCUCAUGAAGCAGACCAGGAAAGAGAAAAAGACUUAUAGCUUGGAGGAGCUACAGAGGAUGCUUGUGGAAAUGGCUCAAGGAUUCGAUUCUCCUACAUGGUUUUGCGGACCCUCAAUUGUUGGAAACUCCGGAUGCUCAAAGAAAACACGUUGGGAAACAGAUCAAAUGCCGCGUAGAAGCUCACAUUUGCAUGCAUCAAGCUUGGGGAUGUCUGGAAGUAGCGGCUGUUGCAAUUAAUGAGGAAGCUUUCACCGUUCUUCCAGAGAAGAUAUGAUGAGGAAACUACUAAUUCAAUUUUUUUUUUUUUUUUUCCUGCUCACCUUGUGAUUUCGAAUGAGUCAAAAUACCCGAGCCAGAGGGUUGAAUGAGUUUAGGCUUGAGACUGGAGUAGAUCAGAGAAGAGAGAGAGAUAGAGAGAAAAGGUCUGCAAUGUUUUGUGUACAGAGAUUAGAGCUCUGCCUGUGGGGCAUGGUGUCUUUUGAUGAAUCUUAUUAUGCAUUGUCUUCAUACAGAUGAUUAGAGUUCUCUUCUCUCUUCUCUUUACUGUGAUUU